AUGAAUGUGAAUAUUACAAAUUUGAAGAUAAUGGAUAAGAUAGUGGAUCGAAUUUCAAACUUGUCUCCUUUUAUAAUUCAUCAUAUUAUGUCCUACCUCUCCGCAAAAGAGGUAGCUCAAAUUAGUAUAUUGUGGAAUCAGUUACGAAUAUGUUUCCCUAUCUUUGAUUUUGAUCAAACUUAUUUCCUCAUUCGAGAUGAGAGUGCUCAUGUUACAUCAGUGUUUGAAAAGAAGAGCUUGGCACUCCAUGAUCGUUUGAAAGAAUUUAUGGAAUUUGUUGAUGUUUCUCUGCUUCGGUUCUGCGAGCUCAAGUUUUGUAUGCACAAAUUUAGGAUAUUCCUAAGUAUUCUAGAUGCAAAAGAAUCGGCUCCUUACAUUGACAAAUGGAUAGGAUUGGCCAUAGAAAAGGGGGUUAAAGAGUUGGAUUUGCAAUUCCUUACAGAAAGCAAUGCACAAUACACUUUGCCUCAAACAAUCUUUUCUGCUGGAUCAGUUACCACUCUGAAGUUAGUUAACUGUAGGUUGGAGAAUACCUCAGAUACAAUAAGGUUUAAUUCUCUUAUAAAGCUAAGUUUGGACUCGGUUUUUAUACAUGAAGAGAUGGUCCAGAAGCUUAGUAGUGAAUGCCCUCUCCUUGAAGAAAUAUUUUUCUCGGAAUGUUGGGGUUUGAAGUGA
This is a messenger RNA of Pistacia vera, 675 nucleotides long. RefSeq names its product FBD-associated F-box protein At5g56370-like. The transcript has a single exon. Bases 1 to 675 code for a protein of 224 amino acids. The record is from RefSeq and is a predicted model, not a curated record. Lineage: Eukaryota; Viridiplantae; Streptophyta; Magnoliopsida; Sapindales; Anacardiaceae.